AUGAAACUAGAUUGUUUUCAAUGUCUUACUUUGAAAGCUAUUUGUAGCAUCAAUGCAUAUUUGUGUCUGCUUAGAACUGUUUAUGUGGAAUCGUUGUGUGCAAAAUUACAAGCAUAUUUUUCAAAUUUUCUCUAUAGCAAUAUUGAUGUUACUGGAAGCAGUGAACAAAAUCCAAAUAGCAUCACAUUUGGGCCCAAUUUUGAGAAUCAGAAUGAUGAUGAAAAGCACGAGACAGCACAAAAAGAUACAUCAUCUCGCUUCUUUCGUUGGAAUGCAAUAUUUGGUUUGUCAUUUGGCAAUCCCUUUUCUAACAACUUUGUUGAUCAGCAAAUAGAGGAUUCUAUUGAUGACACACUAGUCUCUGACUUCAGCUCCUCAAAUACCACACUUGAAUCUGAAUCUGAUCAAGAUGCUAGUUAUGAAGAGAACAGGCUAUUGGAGGGUUUUGAUCUUUAUGAUGAAAUUCCAGCUGAAGUUUUGAACAGUGUGGAUGAGCAAUCUGAUGAUGAUCAAUCUGAAAAAACCAUAACUAUUAUUGCCGAAAAGGAGGAUUUACCAGGAGACCUAGCUUUUGAAAUUAUUUCACAAGAAGAAAUAGCAAUUGCUGGAGGAAAUCAAGAGCUAGAUGAAACUAUAGGAAAUGGUGUCAAUCGACUGAAGACAUAUUUAAACAAAGAAUUUGAAGGACUUCUGAACCAAGAUGCAGAGAAAGACAUGUUGACAGCAGUGAAUAUGCCACGUGUUAUGGUCACAAUUGCAAAGCUAGAAGAAUUGCAUGGUAGGAGGUGCAAAGAAUUGCAGGAAGGAGUGCCGUGUGGGAGCGAUGUAAUAUAUAGUUCAGAGUUUGGAAAAGCAUCAGUCCUUGUGUUAUCAUGGUCAUGCAAAAAUAACCACAGGGGAAUCUGGAGAUCUUCAGAAGUACUAAAAUUUGUUAAAAAUAACAACAUAUAUGUCAACGAUAUAAUGAUUCCUGCAGCUGUGGCUUUGACAGGCAACAAUUAUUCAAAGUUUUCUCUCCUAUGCCAAGCCUUAAAGGGAAUAGAAGCAUAUAUCAAGCACUCUCUAAAAUUAGAUAGUAGGGAGCCUGCGCAGUGUAGUCACAUGUAACAGUGCAUGCAACAGUGUAAAAUGCAACAGUGCAUGCAAAUGCAUGAAAAAAAGUGCACAAACAAGUUAGAAGAGGUAUGCUAACAACGGUCAUAUUUAUUCUUCAUUGGCAGUGCCAGGUAUCUAAACUUGGGACACAAGA
Messenger RNA from Rhopilema esculentum, 1249 nucleotides. Lineage: Eukaryota; Metazoa; Cnidaria; Scyphozoa; Rhizostomeae; Rhizostomatidae. The record is from RefSeq and is a predicted model, not a curated record.